Neltuma alba is the source of this 2037-nucleotide messenger RNA. Its product is annotated as mitochondrial-processing peptidase subunit alpha-like. NCBI's taxonomy places the organism in Eukaryota, Viridiplantae, Streptophyta, Magnoliopsida, Fabales, Fabaceae. The record is from RefSeq and is a predicted model, not a curated record. Gene Ontology annotation, biological process: proteolysis. Bases 153 to 1670 code for a protein of 505 amino acids. The transcript is spliced from 13 exons. Gene Ontology annotation, molecular function: metalloendopeptidase activity; metal ion binding. Gene Ontology annotation, cellular component: mitochondrion.
UUCAAUUGAACUUAUUCCUGAGACCAAAAACCUCGCUUUUCUUCGCUUCCUAGCCACCGUCGUUCUUCGGUGUGUCGCAAAACCUCAAAAUACUGAAACUUCUGAAGCUGUAACUCCAAGGAUUUGGGAUUUACUCUGCAACCGAGCUCAUCAUGUACAGAGCGGCAGCUUCACCGCUGAGGUCUCUCAAGGGACGUGUGAGUAACUUGGGGACUACUAGGUUUGCAACCUCAAGCGCAGUAGCUACAAGGCCUACCUCUGGAGGGUUUUUUAGCUGGCUUACUGGAGAAAGCUCAAAUUCUCUUCCCCCUUUGGAUACACCACUUGGGGGUAUUGCUCUUCCAGCCUCACUACCGGAUCAUGUUGAACCAAGCAAGACCAAGAUCACAACCCUCUCCAAUGGUGUUAAAAUAGCAUCAGAGACGUCAUCAAACCCUGCAGCUUCCGUAGGGUUAUAUAUUGACUCUGGUUCCAUAUACGAGACACCAUUUUCAAGUGGAGCUUCACACUUGUUAGAGAGAAUGGCUUUCAAGAGCACUACUAAUCGAAGUCACUUUCGCAUUGUGAGGGAAGUAGAGGCAAUUGGUGGUAAUAUUGGUGCCUCAGCCUCUAGGGAGCAAAUGGGCUACACAUUUGAUGCUUUAAAAAGUUAUGUUCCACAGAUGGUAGAAUUACUAGUUGAUUGUGUAAGGAACCCAGUCUUUUUAGACUGGGAGGUCAAAGAAGAGCUGCAAAAGGUGAAAGCAGAGCUUGGAGAGCUUCCAAACAAUCCUCAGGGUUUGCUUUUGGAGGCAAUUCACUCUGCUGGUUAUUAUGGUGCAUUGGCUAAUCCUCUUUUGGCUCCUGAAUCAUCACUUGAUGGACUGGAUGGCAGUGUUUUGGAGAACUUUGUUGCUGAGCAUUACAGUGCACCCAGAAUGGUACUUGCAGCUUAUGGGGUCGAUCAUGAAGAACUUGUAUCUGUUGCAGACCCACUUCUCUCUGAUCUACCAAGUGUUUCCCGUCCCGAAGAACAAAGAUCUGUCUAUGUUGGAGGUGAUUUCCGUCGUCAAGGUGAAGCAGGAGGUACUCAUGUUGCUAUUGCUUUUGAAGUGCCUGGUGGUUGGCACGAAGAGAAAGAUGCCAUAGUUUUGACUGUUCUACAGAUGCUUAUGGGAGGUGGUGGUUCAUUCUCUGCUGGGGGGCCUGGAAAAGGGAUGCACUCAAGGCUAUAUCUUCGUGUCUUGAAUGAGUAUCAACAGAUUCAAUCCUUCUCUGCAUUCAACAGUAUCUUCAACAAAACUGGAUUGUUUGGCAUUUAUGCAAGCACUAGCUCUGACUUUGUGUCACAAGCUGUGGAUAUAGCAGCCAAGGAAUUAAUAGCAGUUGCAUCUCCGGGACAGGUUUCACAGGUACAGCUUGAUCGUGCCAAAAAAUCCACCAAGUCUGCUGUUUUAAUGAAUCUGGAAUCUAGAAUGAUUGCAUCAGAGGACAUAGGAAGACAGGUUUUGACUUAUGGAGAAAGGAAACCUGUGGAGCAGUUCUUGAAGGCCGUAGAUGAAAUCACGUUGAAUGAUAUUACUAAGAUUGCUCAGAAGAUUAUCUCCUCGCCUUUGACAAUGGCAUCAUAUGGGGAUGUUCUAAAUGUACCCAGUUAUGAAUCUGUUAACCGCAAGUUUCAUGCAAAAUGACAUUGCUCAUCAUCAUCAACCUGACUGAGACAUCAUAAUUUCUGGAUCACACGCGCCUCCUUGAUUCACAGCCUUAUCAUGAAACCAUCUCAGCAAUGCUGAUAAUAAGACCCAGAGAAUUUUUUUGUGCGGAUCUGAAGAAUAUUAGCAGUUUUUACCGCUAAAAGAAAAACUGAUUUGCCAAUGCCAUUAUCUGUUCCAAAAGGUAAGAAGUAGAGGAUGCAUGAUCCUGUCGUUAUUCUGCUUCUGUUAGAACUAGCAUUUAAACCCUGAAUACUCAAGGUAAUAUUAUUUUUUGCCACAUAUCAUGAAGACCAAAUAUGCUAGUAUGAUCUGGUGGUUAUUGAUCACUGAAAAUUUUGAAGUU